UCAACUUGGAAGCUCCGGCAGCCUUGCUGAUUGCCUUCCCCCACAUCUCUUCACUCCACAACUACAUCACUCCACACAUCAAUCUCGCCCACUAUUGAGCCAUCGUAUUAUGCUACGAUGAAGCUUUCGCCGGUCGCUGCACCGUCACGAUGCCAACACAGCAGCCUCCGCCACAGGAGUACGCUCGAGUAGUGUUAAUACUCAUCCUGCUGUUCUUCCUCUACACAUCUCCCGACCAAGGCGCGCCUGCAGGCUUCCAAUCUCCCCACGAUUAUGCUGCCGAACGAAUCGAUCGAUUUCGACAUGCCCUUGAUGUUCUAAACCGUACAAAAUGGCAGGACUUCUCGCCGAAGACUGCAGACAAAUCGCGAUUCGAGGCGGCGAGAUACUUGAAUCUGACUGGGUUUCGAGAGGAAGAUGAUUAUGCUUGGGAGAGAGUAGAUGCGUUUAAGAAGAGGAGUCAGGAGUUCACUGAAGAGGCAACACGAAAUAAUGGAGCCGUCAAUGAUGUGUACCAGAACGUGACGGGAAUUGUUCAAGGCAAAUGGGUUAGAAAUACGGCUGAUCUCAAUGGGGAUCCAAGACCAAGAACCUUGAAUCUGACGGAAACAUCACCGGUUAUUGAUUGGGCCUUCCGGGAUGUAGAAUAUUGGACCAGGAAUAUAACAGGUAAAGGAGGGAAAAUGAUGCUCCGACUUGAGGAAAGCGAUACUGGAGGGGUAGAUGUGUAUCCGGACAUUUCCCAAGAUUCGAAAAUGCCUAUCGAUCCUGGAAGCAUUGCAAGAGAGAUAGCGGCCACUCUGACAAUCCAGGAUGAGAGCAGUACUGGUGAUGGAUGGGAUAUGAGAAUGCAUGGAGUCCAUUGGCCGAAGCAAGGAGUAAUGCUCCUAACAACCACGAGUGAGAAGUUCUCCGGCAUCUUUGGUCUACCUCACCUCACCUUGAACCCGGAACAGUUCAAGUCCAGCCAAAGGCUUCUGAAUAAGACCUUGGAGAGAGAGGUUGAGGGUCUGGAGAAAUCCAUCUGGCUCGACCUAAGCAAUCCAUGGUCAUCCAGCCCGGAUAGCCCAGGUGAUGCAACGAUGCCCGUUCCACACUGUGAAUAUGUGGUUUACGUGCAAGUCUACCCAAUGGAUUUAUCCUCGAUGAGUCUCAAGGCUCAAGUCGAUCCAGCCAGCAUCAUCAACACCAUUGAGCAAGAACUUCGAUUUCCAAACGGCGCCCCUGUCCCCGUGUUUCCUAGUCUGAAGAUGGCAACUGUGAUAUUUUCUCCUGACUGUGGCUUCAUGCUCGAGUCUGUUGGCCCUCCGAGCUUUGCACCGGCAGAUGGAACCCACCUCAAUGGCAAGAAACACGAAAUGUUUUUGCAUGAUAUCCAGAAAUGGCUACAUGCUUUUGCGCUUGUUGUGCUUGGACAGAUAUUACUCUUGAAAGUGCAGUCGAAAGAGGCAUCCACUCCGUCGACUGUUGGAAGGGUCAGUCUCUAUACGAUUGCCAUGAUGCUUAUGGCGGAUGCUUUAUUAUUCUCCAGCUUAUCGUUGCUGAGCGCAACUGCCCCGAAUCUCUUCCCCUCAGCGCUAUUGACAUCGUUCAGUGCAUUGAUGUCUGUUGCCCUGGGUGUGAGAUUUAUCUCGGCAGUUUACAGCGUCCAGGAGCCUGAAAGAAGGGAAGCAUCACGAGCACAACUGGCAGCGGAAGCUGCUUCACGACCAGCGCCCAGACCUGCUCCAACACCUGGGACCGUUCCAGCUGUAACACCAAUAAUUACGGCUGCUGGCGCUGACGUUACUCCGCAGCCUGCAGCUGCUCCGGCUCCCCCAGCUGAAGAACCUAUCAUCAUUCCAUCGGAUCAAGAUCUUGAUGCUGAGAUCGCUGAGAGGAUGAACGCAGCUGCUGCAGUACCUCUUCUUCCAACAACAAACAGGCCGGCAACAACACAACCUCCACGAAAUACUUCCAGCUUCGGCGCUGCAUAUAUCAAAUUCGUUCUCACGCUCACUUUCCUCCUCUUCCUCUCACUAUCAGCCAUCUCUUGGUCUGUACCUUUCCGUACAGGCUACAUCCAUAUUCUAUCCUUCACCUACUUCUCCUUCUGGCUCCCUCAAAUCAGACGAAACGUGAUUCGGAACUGCCGCAAAGGACUCUUGUGGAAGUUUAUCAUCGGCCAAUCAGUCUUGCGCCUUCUCCCAUUCGCAUAUUUCUAUCUGAAAGAAGAUAACAUUCUGUUCGUAGAAACGGACUGGAAGGCUUUCUGUUUGUUGGCAGGAUGGGUUUGGAUGCAGAUAUUGGUUCUGGUGGGCCAGGAAAUUCUUGGUCCUAGAUGGGCCCUACCAAAGAGCUGGUACGAGGAGGGUUGGGACUACCACCCUAUAUUGAGCGAGGACAACGUGGAAUCUGGUGGCCUGCCAAUAGGUCUUGUGAAGACUCCAGGAUCACCAACCCUGGAAAGAGUUCGUACAAGCGAGGAUAUGGGAAGCAGAAGCAAGAAGGAGGGUAACACGAGAAGUGUUGACUGUGCCAUCUGCAUGCAACUACUCGAAGUACCGGUUGUACCUGCUGGAGUAUCUACAUCUGGCGCAGCUGGGAGUGUGGUCGAGAUGCUAGCCCGAAGACUGUAUAUGGUCACGCCAUGCAAGCACAUAUUCCAUAGCGCAUGUUUAGAAGGAUGGAUGAGGUUUCGGUUGCAGUGCCCGAUUUGUAGAGAGGCACUGCCACCACUGUAAGAUACAUAAUUGCAUUGGGAGCGUUAGGCGUUUGGGCAUGUCAAUGGAAA
Molecule: messenger RNA, 2773 nt
Organism: Cadophora gregata
Lineage: Eukaryota; Fungi; Ascomycota; Leotiomycetes; Helotiales; Ploettnerulaceae
Exons: 1
Coding region: 150-2723 (857 amino acids)
Source: RefSeq, a predicted model, not a curated record